AUGACAUCACGGGCCACCUUACGUCAGGUACCUACGAUCACCGCCAAGUUUGUAUGCCAACGGAAGUACCCGUUUAUCGCCGUCGUUUCCGGCCAAAUUUUCUGGAUUCUGAUCCUUUGGAUUUCUCACUCUUCAGGAUCCAUUUGGCUUCGAGCUCACAUUCAAUGUGCACCAUGUCCUCAUAUCUCCUUUGAAUCGACAAAACUACCUUAUCGGCCGGACUUAUUCCAGGUGAUCCACGCCAUGGAAGAAGGAACUGCCACUGGGCCCUCUGAGCCCCCUCCGCUCCCAUACACCUUACACACAAGGAAGAAGUCUAUUGCGAUAUUCUGGAUUAUCUUCGUGGUCGACACUCUGGCUCAACCCUUGAUCUUGUACUGGUGUCUUUGGUAUCUGACCGAUCUAUCGCACAACUUGGUCUUCUCGAUCGUCACUGCAUCGCUCGGGGGUGUAUCAGUCUUCGAGUACUUCUAUCGUCUUUAUAACCUUUUCCGAAAAAACUCGCGCGCCCGACCCCUGAACGCCCGGUCAUCAUGGCUCGACUUCUUUCAGAUCAACUUCACAAUCGUGUGGCUCAUUCUCGCUGUCAUUCUUGUCGUUGGAUCGGUCCCUGAAGAACCAUAUGUCCGUCUUGUGGCCAUGGUCCUCCCAGCUGUCAUGUUCUACUUUGGUAUCGUCUACCUCUCACUCGACAUCUUCCGCAUGCUGGGCUACAAAGCCCCAUUCCGAAUCUCGUCGACGCCCAAGGGCUCCGUUAUGCCGACUGCAUUAUACGCCUUGAUUGAGGAUGUUGUCGCAGUUGAUGGCGGUGGUGGUCAGAUCUACCGUUAUGCUCUUCGGACACGAUACCUAUCGAGUCCCUACUUCCGACGUAUGCUGUUCGAAAUGAACUGUUUCUGGAGUGGCGGGUCCAUCGUUUUUGCUGCUGCCAUCACUGCCGUCGUGUUCACGGUACAGGAAAAUGUUGCGUUUACGUUGGGCUGGUCCCUUCCAUUUGCAUGGGCUAUUGUUUGGACAUUGAUCACAAUCCCUUGGGUUCAAAGUGACCUACGCCGUGAAAAGAAGGCGUGGGCAGAGAACCGUGGCCAAGGCGGAAUUCCUUGGGUUGACGACAUCGAUGCACCUACAGCACGGACUCGUUUCGCGUCUGUGCAGGCUAACGUUUGGCCUUGGACCCGCGAUAAGCAAAGCGCUCCAUCGACAUCCUCAGAGGGUGCCGGUGUUGAGAAAGUUGUCGAUGGGCCCAUCGAUGGACCCUCGAACGAAUCACACGAGAUGGUUCACAAUCCAUCUGGCAGUGCUCCCAAUGGGUUCUCUCACCUACCCGACGGAACCCAUGAUGGACCUAUCCAAGACAGCCCUGAUACCAAAGAAUCAGACAAGUCACCCGUAUAA
Penicillium salamii is the source of this 1395-nucleotide messenger RNA. The record is from the annotation of a GenBank genome assembly. NCBI's taxonomy places the organism in Eukaryota, Fungi, Ascomycota, Eurotiomycetes, Eurotiales, Aspergillaceae.